GGCACGACCAUGAUUUGUCAAAACGAUCCAACAAAGUUGUUUGCAAAACGUCGACUUUGUUUUCGUUUUUUCAUGCAUCGUUGUUGUUUGCAUCGUCGUAAUUUGAGGAGCCUUUUCAUGGAAAUAUCCACAAAAAAUGGCCUCCACGACCACGAACAGUGCCGCCAGCAAAACGCAGAAAGAAACAAAAACUCCGUCCGAGACCGUCGACGAUGAAUUUCGCAUCGUGCGGCUUUCCGACCUGAGAUUUUCGCAGACCUCAAUUUCCCGUACUUUUAAGGAGAAAAAUGGGCCGAUCACGAAGCUCCGGGACGAGUUGCGCCACCGGCACCCGGACGACGUUCUGGCUGACUCUCCGCUGGAAGUCGUGUGCCACAAGCGCGAGCUCGUCAGCAUGGAUAACAGGCGCCUGUGGUGCAUAAAGAAUGCUGUCCCCGAGUACCUGCACCACAAAAUGCAGCUUCGGGUACGCUACUAUCCAAGCGCAAACGCCUUUGACGCGAAAAACGGCCCGAAGGCGUUCGAUAGCAAGUACAGUUCCCUUACGGGCGGUCGUAGUGUCGUUCUGACCGAGACGCACACUCGUGGCAUGAAUGCGAGAAAGUUCGGAGUUUCCUGCGAGGAGCGGUACAUUGUUUGCAGGCCCGAGGUUGCGCGUACGGCUGAGGCGCGCGCUCUCGUGGAGAGCCUGAAAGAGGAGCAUGGGCUGGAGAAGGCCUGCUUCGUAAAAACGAAGAAGGACGACCAGCCUGGUCCUCAAAAGGAUGUUUGCGUCGUGACUGGACGGCGGCAGGACGUGACGAUCGCAGGCACAAUUCUGCAGAAGGAACUCGGGGAACUCCCGCGACCGGAGGAAGCCACAGUGGCAUCGGAAGAUGAUGAACCAACGCCGGCCGUCCGACCCGUGCGCAAGCGAAGUGAGGACGCUAGUGGCAUUCCCUCAGGGACAGGUGCUCCAGCCGCAAGUGAUACGGAAGAUCCCUUUGGACUGUUUUCACGCGGUGCAAACUUAGGUGCACAUAGAGAGAAGGCCGGUAGCGUGGACGUGACCGCUCCACCGGAAAAAUCGUACUCUCUAUCGUCUUCAGAUACCUGUGAAAAACAAGAUGAGGCGAAAUUUGAAGAUGACGACUGGGGUUUGAGCUCCGACAGUAGAUGGGCGACGGAUGAGAACUGGUACAACGAUUGGUCUGGGGAAUUUUGGCCGUUCGCGGCCUCCUGGGAUGACGCGACCGGUACCGAAGGCGGAGACGGAAGCGCGUCGCUUCUGCAGCAGAGCAGCUGCCCUGAAGGAGCCUGGCCGUUGUCUACCAGUGCGGAUUGUCCACCAUCUGUUGAACGUGAACCUGAUGAGGCUGCGCGGCCUCAACAGUCAAUACCCCAAACAGCCGCGCCGAGCAGAACGUCCUCUGCCGGUAGUGCUGCAUCACUGUCAUCUUUUUCAGCGAAGAAGCGUUCGCCUGCACGAGAUCACAUAGGCAGGCCAUCUGUGGCUGCACCAGCCGCGGGCCUUCUUCCGCGCGCAGAAGAUGCUGGAGCUACUAUCGCUGGUAACCGCUCGUCCGGAAGGUCGUCAAAGCCUUCUUCUGAGCCAAACUCACCGCAAUCCACCGCUUCCGUCGUAACGCCGCUUUCAAAGAGGAAGCUGUUUCAACAGCCGUCGCAAAGGCGAAAACACGAAGCAGAAAUAGGAGCUCCAGAGACUUUUCUCGAAGUGCGAUCGUUUUUCCAUGAAGAAUCGGUUAUGGUCGCAGUGCUUGCGCACUUGCAGAAUGGCGGCCUUGGACACAGCUGUGAUGGCGCAUUGCGUCCCAUUCAGAAGUGCGCGCUUCCCCUGCUGCUCGGUCCGGCGCCUAUGGGGUGUUCUGCGGAAAGAAACAGAGUAUGCUUGCAAGCGGGGAACCACAGCGGAAAAACCCUGUGCUUGCUGUUGUGCGUUUUGAAAUUCCUUACGAACGGUGGUACACCCAUGGCAAAGGUGAUGGUCGUCACCCAAGAUAGGAAGAAAAAGUGCAACUUUGCGCAGCAACUUUGCAAAGUUUUGACCGCUGUGCGGUUUUGGGAUGCGGACGCAGCAGAUGCCACCAUGCACGCAAUGAGCGGUUCUACGCGCAAGACAGAAGCGUUUAGAAGGGCCCUCAUGAGGGACGACCAGAAUUUUGUGCUGAUCGCAGAAAGUGCUGAGAUCUUAGGCGACAUCAUGGACCGACGUGGGCAGCUGCGAUCCCUGCAACGCAGCUUUGAUUUGGUUGUUUGCGACGAUUUCGACUUCUAUGCGCAGCCGUCAAUUUGGUUGCGAGCGCUACUGAAGGAAUCCGCGUUUCGGGAUGUCCGCAUGGUGUUUGCGACCGGUAGUGAGGGAAACAAUAGGAACAGAGACGCGCUGCCCGAUGGUGUUUGUUUUGUGAGUCAGAAAGGAGUGUCGAUAUCUUGAUUCUUGUGAGGUCGUCUCAAAGAAGCCGGUGUGUCGGACUUCUGACUAAUCUUGCAGCGCUGUGAUUUCGACGGUGCACAUCAACUGUGCUCAUUUUUCGAUCGUUGCGGUUGAUAUUCCACAUACACAGUCACGCAUUUUUUAUCUAACCUGCU
Molecule: messenger RNA, 2589 nt
Organism: Amoebophrya sp. A120
Lineage: Eukaryota; Dinophyceae; Syndiniales; Amoebophryaceae
Source: the annotation of a GenBank genome assembly